This is a messenger RNA of Misgurnus anguillicaudatus (oriental weatherfish), 5463 nucleotides long. Lineage: Eukaryota; Metazoa; Chordata; Actinopteri; Cypriniformes; Cobitidae. The record is from RefSeq and is a predicted model, not a curated record.
GGAGGCGCUCUGCAGCUCUUUAGUCCACAUAUAAACCCACUAAAGAAAGAAAGAAAGAGCUCGCGUGUGAUGUGUUUGUGUAUCCUCAGUGUUUUUCUCUCUUGAGUGUUUUAAACAGAGUCUUGUCUCUGUGUAUUUUAGUGUUGAUGAUGGAUGUGAUGUGCUGUAAAUCAGUAGGAACUGAUCUGUCCAUGCUGGAUAUUGAUGAUUUCAUGACAGAAAUCUCUCAGCUGAAGAAAGAGGUGGCGUUACUGGAGACAAAGCUGAGGUUAAGAGGAGAUGAAGGACUGAAGAGAGAGGACUCCGAGCUCAGUCUGACUUUACUCUGUUAUACUGAGUCAAAGCACACAGACGCUCAGGACACUACAGUGUGUGACAGUAAUCAGGACUUACAGGAUGAUGAAUCUACUGAUCAAACCUCCACAGAGUCUCUGGAUUCUGUCUGUAACGCUGGAGAACAGCAGCAGAUCCUGCAGACCAAACUCAAGAUGUGUUCAGUUAAACUCAUCGACUGCAAGAACCUCAUGAUGAAGAUCAAAACUGAAACUACAGAAAUAAAAACUGAACCGACAGCAGAUGAAUAUGAAGACAAUCCUAAUGAUGGUCAUGAUUUUAUUCUGUCAGAUGUGAGGAGUGAAUUAUGUUUGGAUGGAGAAAUAACGUCCUCGACUCUUUCCUGCAUCAGCGCUGGAGAGACAUUGAGCUCACAGAGACAUUUAGAGACAAAACACACAGAACAUGAACAUCAUCUGAAGAAACGCACCAAUGAGAGACCCUAUCAGUGCAAGUCACACCAAACACUACACACUGAAGAGAAAGUUGAGAAACCCUUUCAAUGUUCACAUUGUGAUAAACGUUUCAUUCAUAAAUCUCAUCUGAUAGUUCAUCAGAGAGUUCAUACAGGAGAGAAACCUCAUCACUGUAAUGUCUGUGGGAGGAGUUUUAGACAAAAGGGUAACUUAUUUAAGCACCACAGAACUCAUACAGGUAAGAAACCUUACAAAUGCUCUCAAUGUGGGAAGACGUUUACUCGAUCAGGUCAAUUAAAAAUCCAUGAGAGAGUUCAUACUGGAGAGAAACCUCAUCACUGUAAUGUUUGUGGGAAGAGUUUUAAUCAACUUGUCAAUUUAGUUUCACAUCAGAGAAUUCAUACAGGUGAAAAACCUUACAAAUGCUCUCAUUGUGAGAAGACUUUUACUCAGUCAGGUCAAUUAAAAAUCCAUGAAAGAGUUCACACUGGAGAGAAACCUUACGUCUGCUUGAUCUGUGGAGAGAGAUUCACUAAUCCAUCUUAUUUCAGAGUUCAUCAGAAAGUUCACACUGGAGAGAAAUCUCAUCACUGUAAUUUUUGUGAGAAGAGUUUUGCUCAGCGUGUAAGUUUAGUGAGACACCAGAGAACUCAUACAGGUGAAAAACCUUACAAAUGCUCUCAUUGUGAGAAGACUUUUACUCAGUCAGGUCAAUUAAAAAUCCAUGAGAGAAUUCACACUGGAGUGAAACCUUACGUCUGCUCUCAGUGUGGAAAGAGUUUCUCUGAUCCAUCUCAAGUCCGAGUUCAUCAGAGAGUUCACACUGGAGAGAAACCUCAUCACUGUGAUGUUUGUGGGAAGAGUUUUAAUCAGCGUAUCAAUUUAUUGACACACCAGAGAAUUCAUACUGGUGAAAAACCUUACAAAUGCUCUCAGUGUGAGAAGACGUUUACUCAGUUAGCUUCCUUAAAAACCCAUGAGAGACUUCACACUGGAGAGAAACCUUACGCCUGCUCUCAAUGUGGAAAGAGCUUCUCUGAUCCAUCUCAUGUCCGACUUCAUCAGAGAGUUCACACUGGAGAGAAACUUCAUCACUGUGAUGUUUGUGGGAAGAGUUUUAAUCAGCAUGCCAAUUUAUUGACACACCAGAGAAUUCAUACAGGUGAAAAACCUUUCAAAUGCUCUCAGUGUGAUAAAACAUUUGCUCAGUCAGGUCAAUUAAAAGUCCAUCAGAGAGUUCAUAUGGGAAAAAAACUUAUAUCUUACGUCUGCUCGAUCUGUGGAGAGAGAUUUGCUCGUUCUGGAAGUCUUCAGAAUCAUCAGAAGAAACAUACUGAAGAACAAACUACACUGAAAUCAUCAUAUGCGUCUGGUAAAAGGAAAGAGCUCGCGUGUGAUGUGUUUGUGUAUCCUCAGUGUUUUUCUCUCUUGAGUGUAAACAGAGUCUUGUCUCUGUGUAUUUUAGUGUUGAUGAUGGAUGUGAUGUGCUGUAAAUCAGUAGGAACUGAUCUGUCCAUGCUGGAUAUUGAUGAUUUCAUCACAGAAAUCUCUCAGCUGAAGAAAGAGGUGGCGUUACUGGAGACAAAGCUGAGGUUAAGAGGAGAUGAAGGACUGAAGAGAGAGGACUCCGAGCUCAGUCUGACUUUACUCUGUUAUACUGAGUCAAAGCACACAGACGCUCAGGACACUACAGUGUGUGACAGUAAUCAGGACUUACAGGAUGAUGAAUCUACUGAUCAAACCUCCACAGAGUCUCUGGAUUCUGUCUGUAACGCUGGAGAACAGCAGCAGAUCCUGCAGACCAAACUCAACAUGUGUUCAGUCAAACUCAUCGACUGCAAGAACCUCAUGAUGAAGAUCAAAACUGAAACUACAGAAAUAAAAACUGAACCCACACCUGAUGAAUAUGAAGACAAUCCUAAUGAUGGUCAUUAUUUUAUUCUGUCAGAUGUGAGGAGUGAAUUAUGUUUGGAUGGAGAAAUAACGUCCUCAAGUCUUUCCUGCAUCACCGGUGGAGAGACAUUGAGCUCACAGAGACAUUUAGAGACAAAACACACAGAACAUGAACAUCAUCUGAAGAAACGCACCAAUGAGAGACCCUAUCAGUGCAAGUCACACCAAACACUACACACUGAAGAGAAAGUUGAGAAACCUUUUCAAUGUUCACAUUGUGAUAAACGUUUCGUUCAUAAAUCUCAUCUGAUAGUCCAUGAGAGAAUUCACACUGGAGAGAAACCUCAUCACUGUAAUGUCUGUGGGAAGAGUUUUAUGCAACAGGCUGACUUACUAAAGCACCAGAGAAUUCAUAAAGGAGAAAAACCUUACAAAUGCUCUCAAUGUGGGAAGACGUUUGCUCAAUCAGGUCAAUUAAAAGUCCACAAGAGAGUUCACCCUAAAGAGAAACCUUUCGUCUGCUCUCAAUGUGGAAAGGGCUUCUUUGAUUUAAGUUCAUUUAGGGUUCAUCAGAGAGUUCAUACAGGAGAGAAACCUCAUCACUGUAAUGUCUGUGGGAAGAGUUUUAGACAAAAGGGUAACUUACUUAAGCACCACAGAACUCAUACAGGUGAGAAACCUUACAAAUGCUCUCAAUGUGGGAAGACUUUUGCUCAGGCAAGUGACUUAAAAAUCCACGAGAGGAUUCACACUAAAGAGAAACCUUUCGUCUGCUCUCAAUGUGGAAAGAGCUUCACUGAUUUAAGUUCAUUUAGUGUUCAUCAGAGAAUUCAUACUGGAGAGAAACCUUACAAAUGCUCUCAAUGUGGGAAGACAUUUACUCGAUCAGGUCACUUAAAAAUCCAUCAGAGAGUUCACACUGGAGAGAAACCUUACCAAUGUAAUGUUUGUGGGAAGAGUUUUAAUCAACUUGUCAAUUUAGUUUCACAUCAGAGAAUUCAUACAGGUGAAAAACCUUACAAAUGCUCUCAUUGUGGGAAGACUUUUACUCAGUCAGGUCAAUUAAAAAUCCAUGAGAGAGUUCACACUGGAGAGAAACCUUACGUCUGCUUGAUCUGUGGAGAGAGAUUCACUAAUCCAUCUUAUUUCAGUGUUCAUCAGAAAGUUCACACUGGAGAGAAAUCUCAUCACUGUAAUUUUUGUGAAAAGAGUUUUGCUCAGCUUGUAAGUUUAGUGAAACAUCAGAGAACUCAUACAGGUGAAAAACCUUACAAAUGCUCUCAUUGUGAGAAGUCGUUUGCUCAGUCAGGUUACUUAAAAAUCCAUGAGAGAAUUCACACUGGAGAGAAACCUUACGUCUGCUCUCAAUGUGGAAAGAGCUUCACUGAUCCAUCUCAAGUCCGAGUUCAUCAGAGAGUUCACACUGGAGAGAAACCUCAUCACUGUGAUGUUUGUGGGAAGAGUUUUAAUCAGCGUAUCAAUUUAUUGACACACCAAAGAAUUCAUACUGGUGAAAAACCUUACAAAUGCUCUCAGUGUGAGAAGACGUUUACUCAGUUAGCUUCCUUAAAAACCCAUCAGAGAGUUCACACUGGAGAGAAACCUUACGUCUGCUCGAUCUGUGGAGAGAGAUUUGCUCGUUCUAGAAGUCUUCAGAAUCAUCAGAAGAAACAUACUGAAGAACAAACUAAACUGAAAUCAUCUUAAAUUCUUCAAACACUGUUCAUGUAUAUUCGGUGUGAAUGUUUGAGACGAUAACGUGCUAAAACAAAAACAAUUGAUUUCUAAAUAACUUUACCUUGGUUAUUUGCAACAUGAAAAAUCAAAGGUUGUUUUUACCACUGUAUUGAAUUUUUUUCUCUUUCACCUGACAAAUAAACAGGUCGACCAAUGAGAUCUGAGCAUUACAUCACAUUGCCGGAGCCGCCGCUAUUACUCAAAAAGAAGAGACAGCACACAAAACUGUAUAGACUCUUUUACAGCCCACGUGACCAAAUAGCCUUCACGUGCAUUUUGGCAACAGAAGUGGAGUUAUUCCCCAUUGGUUCUAAAGUGUUAUCAACUCAGAAAGUUUAUGAAAACUGUUUCCCAGCAUCAAAAUGUCUGGUGCUUGCGUUUGGUUGCACUGAUAUAAUAUACUAAUAUACAUAUAUAUGUGUCUGGCCACUUUAUAUUUGGGCAUCUGCUAACGUCUUCUAUCUGCUCCUCUAUAAUACACGGAUCUGGUAGCUGUGUUGAAAAAGUUGAUAAAGUAAAUUUUUUUUAAAUACCUUUCUCUGUCUGUGUUGCUUCACUGCUGAUUCUUGCCAUACUUCAAUUGCCAAAAUGUACGCACAUAUGUUGCCACGUCAUCAUUGUAUAUAAACAGUAAAAGGGUCUAUUGACAGCACAUGUAAACCCACCAUUGAAAUAAGUUAAUUUAAGUUAUUUGUAUAGGGCUUUUCACAGUGCAUUAUUAUUAUUAUGAAAGAAUUUAAAACAGCUGCAAGUGUACAAAGAAAGAAUUCAGUUGUCUCUGGGCAAUUAAAAUGGUGCGUCUGGUAAAAGGGUCUCAUUCCCUUAAGUUUGGGAAAAUCCACCAUUGACAUAGAAAUUGGGUUAGAAACUGAAGAUGAACUCCACCAAGGUCUACCACACAAAUGACCUUCUGUAUGUAAAUGAAACAAAAACACAGCAAAGUUAACAGCCCAAAAUGUAAUAAAAAUAAAUAAACAAACACCAUUUGGUAAAACUAUGGGUAUUUAGAGGAAGGUGACAGAGAAUUCUGGAAAUCUGGGAAACCGAUUUUCCGCAUGAUCGCUGUGUGUAUUAUUGUGUUAUA